Molecule: messenger RNA, 2163 nt
Organism: Cuculus canorus (common cuckoo)
Lineage: Eukaryota; Metazoa; Chordata; Aves; Cuculiformes; Cuculidae
Product: disabled homolog 2-like
Exons: 14
Coding region: 1-2163 (720 amino acids)
Biological process (GO): positive regulation of endocytosis; receptor-mediated endocytosis; negative regulation of canonical Wnt signaling pathway
Cellular component (GO): plasma membrane
Source: RefSeq, a predicted model, not a curated record
AUGUCUACUGAAGCUGAAACUACUACUAUCAACAGCCAGCCUGAGCACACAACACCCCAAAAAAAACCCACAAACCUUUCUCUGUCUCCAGGGCCAGAAAAGACAGAUGAAUUUCUGUUGACCAGAUUCAAAGGUGAUGGUGCAAGAUACAAAGCUAAACUCAUUGGCAUUGAUGAUGUCCCAGAGGCAAGAGGUGACAAAAUGAGUCAGGAUUCAAUGAUGAAGCUGAAGGGAAUGGCAAUGGCAGCACGCUCCCAAGGUCAACACAAACAGAAGAUCUGGGUGAACAUUUCCUUCUCUGGUAUCAAGAUAAUAGAUGAGAAAAUGGGGGUCAUAGAGCAUGAGCAUCCAGUAAACAGAGUCUCCUUUAUUGCUCGGGAUGUAACAGAUAAUCGUGCUUUUGGAUAUAUUUGUGGAGGAGAAGGCCAACACCAAUUUUUUGCAAUAAAAACAGCACAACAGGCUGAGCCUCUAGUUAUUGAUCUUAAGGACCUCUUCCAGCUAAUAUAUAAUAUGAAGAAGGAGGAGGAAGACAAAAAAAAAGGCAAAUCUGAUAAGCUCUCCAAAACAAGAAAUGAUAGUGAAGUGCUACCUGCUGAUCAAGAUGACAAACUGAAACUGGGAGUUGACCAGAUGGGCUUGUUUGGGGAUAUGUCAACACCUCCUGAUGUGAGCAGUCCCACAGAAGCUAAAGAGAUUCUAUUAGUGGAUCUAAACUCUGAAACUGAGACCAAACAGACUUUUGUAAUAGAGGAUCUCUUCUUGAACGGCAUCACAACCUCUCUUCCACAACCAAAGCCACAGCCACCCUUCUUGCCUGAGAGUUCUUUCUCUACCCAUCUCAGCUUCUUUCCUACACCUAAUCCAGACCCUUUCAGUGAUGAUCCUUUUGAACAGCCAGACCAACCUGCACUGCCUUUACUUGAUUCUCUAAAAUCUGCUGAUCAGAAGGAGGAAAGUCCAAGUACCUUGACACCAGUGGGUAAUGGUGCUUCAAAUGUUGCUGUUGACUGCUUUGGUAAACAAUUUGACCCAAUUUCUAAUAGAAAUGGCAAACAAGAAUCACUAACAAGCCAGUGGCCAUUUGAGAGUAAGUUGCCUGCAGCAAAAACUCCAAAUGGGAUACCAGAGAGAGAACAGAAUGACUUUCUUAAAGCCCCAUCAAACCUGUUUGUGGAAGGUCCUUCCAGAGGAGUAUCUCUACAGAAUGGAGUAAAGCUGGAUUCUGAAAGCAAUAUCCAGCUCAUGUCACAUGAGUCUAUAACAAUUAGCCCACCACCACAAAGUACCAAGCCAGGAAGAGGAAGGAGAACAAUGUCAAGGUGUGAACAAAAUGGUGAGACUGCAUCAAAUGAUUUAUUUAGCUCAGACUUGCUUGUGCCAACUGCAGAGAGCCUCAGUUUGACCUCAGUGGCACAGACAGGACCUGUGCCAACUAAUCCACUGGAUCUCUUCAAAACAAGUCCUACCACAGCGCCUCCAUUGGCUGGUCUAGGUGGCUUGCCAGUAACUUCAUCACCAUGGAGUGCACAGACAUCUGCCUUCACUUUGACUGCAUCAAUCUUUCCUGUUCAGCCUACAGGAUUUACUCAACCACUUGCCUUUGGUACUCAAGCAGUGUCAAGCUGGAGCCAGUCUGCAUCCUUUGGUCCAGCAACCUCUCAGACCUCUGGUCUCUGGGCACAGCCAGCACAAGUUCCAUCUACUUCAUGGGCACAGCCAUCCAGUGCUGUAAAUCCCUUCCAGAGCAGUGUGUUCUCAUCUUCAACACUACCUGUUCAGACCUCAUCUGUACUGCCCUCUGUGUCAACAACAGCUAGCCCACCUCAGCCACCAUCUAGAACUGCACUCCAGAAGGAGCUAUCCAAGAGAGAGUGGGAUGCUUUUGUUGCUCUGGAUCCACUUGGUGAUAGAGAUAUGAAGGAUGUCAAGGAAAUGUUCAAAGACUUCCAGAUGACAAAGCCACCUGCAGUGCCAGCAAGGAGAGGAGAGCAGCAAAGCUUUUCAGAUCCACUAAAGCCUGUUUCCCGAAAAACUGUGCUGCCAGAUGAUGGCCUGUUUGAAAGUCAAGCUAAAACAGACCUCUUCAGUGCAUCAUCUAAGGAAUCUCAGAAACCACCUUGUGGUCCUUUUGGUGAACCUUUUGGCAACCCAUUUGCAUAG